This is a messenger RNA of Aethalodelphis obliquidens (Pacific white-sided dolphin), 2082 nucleotides long. Its product is annotated as translation initiation factor IF-2. The record is from RefSeq and is a predicted model, not a curated record. NCBI's taxonomy places the organism in Eukaryota, Metazoa, Chordata, Mammalia, Artiodactyla, Delphinidae.
AUGCUUCUACUCCUUAAAAAGUUGCAGGUCUGGCUUUUCUUCCAGCCUUUCCAACACAACCCCACACCAAGGCCACCACGGCUAGUGUCCACUCAGCUGAUCCGACAGCCCGUGCAGGUGGAGGCCACGUCGGCCCGAGCGGGCAGACCCCGGCCCUCACCGGCGCGCCGCAGGGCGGCCCAGGCCCACUCCGGCUACCGCCCGGCCCCUCCGCGACCCCCGGCUCCCGCCCCUCAGGAGCCGCGUGCGGAGUACGGCGCGGCGGUUUCCACAAGCGGAGACACUGCAGCCGCAGCAGCCAUCUUGGCACAUCCGGCUCCGGUCCCCGCGGCCACCGCGUCGCCGACGUGUCCGGCAGCGACGGAGAAAAGGCAGGUGAAGAAGCAGCCAGCCUGGCCCGGCGCACUCACCUCACCCGCCUGGCAAGGGUAGGGAAGGGCAGCAGCCUGCCCCGCUUGCCCCGGCGCCUUCCGGAGGGCGGGAAGGGUGGCGCGUGUGCCUGCGCAGGUACACAUCGCGCAGCCGCUGAGCUCCCAGCCGCAGCGGCUGCUGUGCUCUGGCCUGUCGGGAGUAGGAGGGUGGUCACUGAUGGGACCCAGAAGCUUGGGAAGAAGGAAGGAGUGUGGUUCUUCUCUUUGUUUGCCGUGAUGCUGGCAAGGGAGCGGCCACGCUGUCAGAGCCCCGGGCGGGCGCAGGGAGAGUUUCAGCCCAUCUGACGUGCCACUUUGCUAAGCUAACAUUUGCCUUGCAGAAAUCGAGUUCCCAGCCUGUGUCAACAGAGUUAGGGAACAUGCAGUAGAAUGCACCCUGGGCCCCACCACUCGGUCCCCUUCUUCCUGGUGGUCACUGUGUUCUGCAGACACUUGGUCCCAGCAAAUCAUCCUGCAGAGAGAUGUGUCGCUGGUACCCACCCCCACCCCCCAGCCCGGGAAGUUCAAAGAGCUCAAGAGCUCGAGCCCAGACCUUCCUCUCUGGUGGCCUGAGGGGCCCUGUGGUCAGCCCCAGUGGGCUCCGACUUGAAGACAAAGCAGCAGAAAGCAACUUGCCCAGGGCAAAUUGGAGACCUCCGGGCCCUGGGGGGUUGUUAAAGGGGCAGCACGUGUGGUGACUUUAAGGAAAGCUGUGAUUAGCAAAGGUGACCUGCAAGGGCCUGGGGCUUUUUUUCCCCUCCCCUCCUCCCUCCCGCUAAGCUGUGUGUGGAGACCCUCUCAGGUUCUGUCUGUCGCUAAGCUGUGUGUGGAGACCCUCUCAGGUUCUGUCUGUAGGCUGGUGUGCAGGAGAGGGCUCCGGGGCCCGCAGCUGAGCCAUCAAGCCUCUGGGCCAUGGAGACGGGGCUCAGAGUCAAAGACCAUCUGCUUUGAGACCCAGCCUGCUACCCAGAUGCUGUGUGCCCUUUGUCACCUUCCUUAACCUCGUCAGCCUGGGGUUUACGCAGGGUGAGCACCUGGACAUUUUGGGGACUGAGAGAGGGUGCUGUUGACGCAUGUGCUGGAUCAACAGGUGUGAGCUGGGGCUGUCAGGGCAAACUGGGACGCGGGGGCCAUGCCGAGGAGGUGCACCGCCACGACAGCCAUCACUAGUCUUGAUUAGGCACCCUUCCUUUUGCCUGCAAUGUCCACUCCUCUCUCCUUUCUCCCAGCCUCUCCCCUGGCUCGUACUUGGAGGCUGGAUACAAAUGUCACCACCUCCCUGAAGCCCCCACUGGGUGGGCUGGAAUCGGCCGCUCUUUCCUGGGGGAAAUGUAGCUCCUCAUGCCAAGCUCCGUAGUCACAUGAGCUGUAGUCACGUUGCCCAGAACGCACGGGACACAGAACUGCUGUGGGCAGAGGGACAACGGGCAGAGGCGGUGCCAGAGAACCGGGCUGUCUCGUCAUCAUUACGGCACUUGGUCACAUUGUGUUCAGUAUUGUGACAGUCAGCCUCUCCCACUAGCCUGUACCUUCCAGGGUACUGGUCCAACCCAAGAUGCGCUCUGAGCGCAGAGUCCACGCCACGGGGCCGAGGCUGUGAGGUAGCUCAGUGAGAGCCUUGCCUGUUGAAAUGAUAUUUUGGAUCUACUGGGUUAAAUAAAAUAUACUAUAA